AUGAUCUCUCCGUUAUUUCUUGAUUUUCCAAAUGAUAAAUAUCCCGUUAUUUUAACAAUUGAUACUUCCAAAGUAGGUAUUGGUGGUAUAUUGCAACAAAUCACCAAUGGUGAAAUAAAACAUUUAUACUAUCAUUCCCAAGUUACAUUCUCCACUCAACGAUGCUAUGAUCCGAUUGAAUUAGAAGCUUUAGCUAUCUGGUUAUAUUUUCAACGUAUCAGAUCUUAUCUACUUAAUCGUUCAAUUAUAAUUUAG
Messenger RNA from Rotaria sp. Silwood2, 255 nucleotides. The record is from the annotation of a GenBank genome assembly. NCBI's taxonomy places the organism in Eukaryota, Metazoa, Rotifera, Eurotatoria, Philodinida, Philodinidae.